Messenger RNA from Ixodes scapularis (black-legged tick), 1478 nucleotides. Its product is annotated as protein slit-like. The transcript has 5 exons. Bases 376 to 1377 code for a protein of 333 amino acids. NCBI's taxonomy places the organism in Eukaryota, Metazoa, Arthropoda, Arachnida, Ixodida, Ixodidae. The record is from RefSeq and is a predicted model, not a curated record. Gene Ontology annotation, molecular function: protein binding. Gene Ontology annotation, cellular component: membrane.
GUCCAUAGGUUGGAAUCCCUGGGAUGCGUACGCAGACACGAUUACUAGCGUAGCUGUUGCGCUGCUAGAUAUAAAAUGAUUGCAAGAGGAACGUUACACUAUAAACUGCCAAGAUGCAUUGAAAACGAUAAGACACACUAUCGGUUUAAAAGGUCUUACCCUUUUAUAUGCGUCAGAGGUCAUUUAUUGUCUCGUAAUAAGGUGCAUCGGUUCCUUGUCUUAUAUAUAGGUCACAAUCUGUCCGACUGAUAGCCCAAGCUCAGCCGAUAAAAACGCAUUCCCAAUACAGCGGUUACCUUCAGUACAAAUAUACCCUGGGGCUUGUAUCAACUGAUACUCCUCGUCAGUUCCGCACGACUUUAGGGACACGGCAGUAUGGGUUUCCCACAGUUGGUCGCUCUCCUGGUCUGUAGCUUGGCAGUCGUGGCCCACGGUCAAAGCUUCGGAUGUCCUGAUGCCGACACGCUUCGACCAUGCGCAUGCGACAUGGAUGGCAUUAGUUGCGAAAAAGCGAAUUCGACGCAGGACCUGCGAAGAGCCUUCAAUAGCACCGGCCUCAAGGAGCACAGAGGACUGUGGAUUGUCAGAACUUCCGUUGGGUCCUUCCCUGAAGACGUCCUUGGCGACUUUGUCUUCGCGGAGAUUCAUCUGAAUUUCAACUCCAACUUGACGUCUUUUAGCAUUGAUUCGCUGAAUAAUUCAAGGCCUUUUCUCAGGAAUAUCAACCUGUAUGGUAACGCCUUGUCGACCUUCGAAUUCCACAGGAUUAACCAGUUCCCCAAACUGACCGUUCUCAACCUCGGCAAGAACCGACUGGACACCAUUCCAAACUGGGCGUUCAGCAACCCCCAGCUGAAAAAGCUCAUCUUGGCUGGGAAUCCUAUUCGAUCGCUGGGCGUACGAGCGUUCGCUGCCCUGCCCAAGCUGGAAAUGUUGAACCUGGAAGGCACGAGAAUCACCAACCUCGGAGACUUCGCCCUGACGCUGUACUCCUCGUACCCGAAACUGACGGUAAAUCUCAAGGAGAGUAACGUAUUCAAUAUCAGCAAAUUGGCAUUCGCGAACUCAAGUCCGUUCUCCCUUACUUUAACGAGGAACAACUUGACGACCUUUCCGCAAGAUGUGUUCGGGCCUCUUUUAACGAGUAUGCGUAACCACGCCCUUCGCACGAACAACAGCAUAGUACUGGAUGUCACCGGAAACCCGUUUACCUGUCGCGGCUGCUCGUUCGGGUGGUUGCUGUCACGAAAGUACGACCCCGUGUUUCAACACGUGCUGCAUGGGUUUAGGUGCGCCGACAGAAGGACGCUAAUGGACCUCACCAUGUCAAGGAUUCAGUGCUUGCCGGGCAGACCUGCAGCCGGCCGCGUCAACUGACCACCAACUUUGUGUAAAUAAAUCCUUAUGUUCCGGCUUUCCGCUACCCUCACCACUAACUACUACUGUAAAUAAAUCCAAGCUUUUUUUUUUUCUGCAAA